AUGAAGAAAGCCCUCUUCAAGCAAAAGCCCAAAACACCGGUGGAGCUCGUUCGCCAUGCGCGAGAACUCAUCAUCUUCGUUGAUUCCAAAACAUGCACUCGUGAAAGUAAACGCGAAGAGAAGCUAUCCGAGCUAAGCAAAACGAUACAGGGAUUAAGGACGAUUCUGUAUGGAAACGGUGAAUCAGAGCCAAGUCCCGACGCGUGUUCUCAGGUCACUCGCGAGUUUUUCAGAGAUGACACGUUUCGCAUUUUCAUCCUCUAUCUGUCAAAACUCAAACUCGGGGCUCGCCAAGAUGCAGCCCAUGUAAUUUCAAACUUGCAAAGGCAACGAGUUAAUUCGCAAAUAAUCGCUUCUCAGUACCUAGAAAAAAACUUGGAUCUUGUAGACAUGCUCGUUUGCGGCUAUGAGCAAGAGGGUGACAUUGCUUUGACGUAUGGUGCGGUUGCAAGGGAGUGCAUACGCCACCAGUGUGUAGCAAGACAUGUGUUGGAAUCAGAGAACAUGAAGAAGUAUUUUGACUAUAUUCAACUACCAAAUUUUGAGAUAGCAUCGGAUGCUGUUGCAACUUUUAAAGAGUUAUUGACAAGGCAUAAAUCAACUGUUGCCGAAUUUCUUCUAAAUAGUUAUGACUGGUUCUUCAAAGAGUACAACUCUCAGUUGCUUGAAUCCACCAGUUAUUUCACCAGACGGUACGCUAUCAAGUUAUUGGGGGAUAUGUUAUUGGAUCGCUCGAAUGCUGCUGUAAUGGUUCAGUAUGUGAGCUCGUUGGAAAAUAUGAGGAUCCUCAUGAAUCUCUUAAGAGAUUCAAAUAAGACAAUUCAAUUGGACGCCUUCCACGUAUUCAAGUUGUUCGUUGCAAAUCAAAAUAAGCCUCCUGAAAUUGUGAGCGUCCUUGUCACAAACAAACACAAGCUUUUGCAAUUUCUAGAAAACUUCAACAGCGACAAAGGUAUAAAUAAAGAUCUUGCAUCACUUCCAUCCAUCCACGCCACCAUGCUUUUUCUUUACCUUUUCCUUCUGUGUUCCAUUCCCCACAUUGCAUUCUCAUCCCAUUGCACGGUUGAAACAACCACCAAAACGUUCCAAAAAUGCAUGAACCUCCCAACCCAACAAGCCUCCAUAGCCUGGACAUUCCACCCUCACAACUCAACCUUGGAACUUGUCUUCUUUGGAAGCUUCAUAUCACCUUCUGGGUGGGUUGGAUGGGGUAUAAAUCCCACCUCGCCUGAAAUGACAGGAACACGUGCAUUAAUAGCCUUCCCAGACCCAAACUCAGGCCAAAUAGUGCUUCUUCCUUACAUCUUAGACCCCACAGUCAAACUUCAAAAAUCUCCACUACUCUCUCGCCCUCUUGACAUCCACCUCCUCUCCUCCACCGCCGCCAUGUACGGCGGAAAAAUGGCCACCGUGCACAACGGCGCCGCCAUCCAAAUCUACGGCACCAUGAAGCUGCAAACGAACAAAACGAAGAUUCACCUUGUUUGGAACAGGGGGCUUUACGUGCAGGGCUACUCCCCCACCAUUCAUCCAACCACUUCCACCGACCUCUCUUCCAUUGCCACCUUUGACGUGCUGUCAGGAUCCUCCGCACCUCAGCACACGGAUCUGACUAUGUUGAGAGUGAUCCAUGGCACCGUUAACGCCAUCUCCUGGGGCAUUCUACUACCCAUCGGAGCCAUCACCGCACGCUACCUUCGCCACUUUCAAACACUAGGACCUGCAUGGUUCUAUGCUCAUGCAGGAAUACAACUGUUUGGUUUCGUUCUGGGAAGUGUGGGGUUUGGCAUAGGAAUCCGGUUGGGGCAACUGUCGCCGGGAGUGGAGUACAGGCUUCACCGGAAGCUUGGAAUUGCAGUGUUUUGUUUGGGAGCUUUGCAGACUCUGGCACUGUUGUUUAGGCCAAAGACAAGGAACAAGUUCAGAAAGUAUUGGAAGUCUUACCACCACUUUGUUGGGUACUCGUGUGUGGUGCUUGGCUUUGUGAAUGUCUUCGAAGGUUUUGAGGUGAUGGGUGCGAGCAGGUCCUACGCCAAGUUGACAUACUGCUUAGGGCUCUCCACUCUCAUUGGCCUUUGCAUUGCCUUGGAGGUCAAUUCUUGGGUUCUCUUCUGCAGGAAAUCCAAGGAAGAUAAGAUGAGGAGAGAGGGUUUCAUUUCUACCUCUGACAAAGCCUCUGCAAAGGUCACAACAGUGAAAGAGCCCCCUUCUCUAGGCCAGUUAGUUUUCUCUCAUCACUAG
Molecule: messenger RNA, 2241 nt
Organism: Sphenostylis stenocarpa
Lineage: Eukaryota; Viridiplantae; Streptophyta; Magnoliopsida; Fabales; Fabaceae
Source: the annotation of a GenBank genome assembly